Messenger RNA from Copidosoma floridanum, 5168 nucleotides. RefSeq names its product histone deacetylase 4 (gene HDAC4). The record is from RefSeq and is a predicted model, not a curated record. Gene Ontology annotation, molecular function: histone deacetylase activity. Gene Ontology annotation, biological process: negative regulation of transcription by RNA polymerase II. Lineage: Eukaryota; Metazoa; Arthropoda; Insecta; Hymenoptera; Encyrtidae.
AUUCAGUCGUGUCUCGACGCUCGCCACCGCCGAGCCGCCCAUCAUCCCCGUGGCCGCCUUUCACUGCCUCUUGGUGUCCACUUGCCGUUACACUUUGUCCACGAUCCCGGAUGCACAACGAGUUUUGCCAGUGGUUUUCAUCGUUUUGUCGUUCCGCACAAAAACAACACGAUUCAAAAGUGAACGCUGUGGAAAAUUUGACGCCAAUGAUACAGCUCAUAUAUACUCGCACGCGAGAUAAGUACGCGGCGGAUAGUAUGUGAGAUCGUGUGCGUGCGCGAGAGUAUAUCACACGGAGAGGAGGUGCGAGUUCUCGGUGUAUAUAACAUCACGCAGAGAGUGGAAAAAUAUCGCGCUUCCGAGGAUGGAAUGUCAGAGUGGACGGUGAUAAAAAUAGAUCGGUAUCGUUGUGAUGAUGGUCGCGGUGACGUCGACGGUGAUCGGCGCACUUGUGUGUUUGCAGGAAUAACAUCGCUCUUACCGAGUCGCGGCAUAGACUAUUUAAUCGCACGCGUGCCUUUUAAAGUGGUUUUAUUUUCCCUCUCCUUUCUUCCUCUUUGGUGCUUAUUUUUUUUUUUUCUGUACCGCUGGAGCUUACGUAGAAUCAGUGAUAAGAAAAGCUCCCUUAUCGCGCUCUCAUGCACGGCGAGCACGUGCUUUUCGGUCAAAGUUUUCCAUGCCCUGCCGUUCGAAAUCGCUCGCUUGAUCGGCAGAUCGGUAACAAUUUGUGGCGCAGUGGUAAAUAUUGUGCAUAAAAUAGUUGCCGAGCAUGAACGGCCGAUAAGCAAAAACUGAAACAAUAAGAAAAAAAAAAAAAAAGAAAAAAAGUAAGAUGCGCGUGUCGAUCGAGCAGGCGAGCAGCGCCUUCAGUCCGUACAACAAAUCGGCACCGGCGAUCCAGCACCACAUACAGCAGCGGUCGUAUCCUCGGCUCGUAGUCGUCGAGAACGGGAAGAAAAUAAGAAACGCCACCGACGACGAGUCAGUGGGUGGCACUAACGGGAGUCUGAUACCGAGUUUGCGCUUCGUUUGCCUAGACAUGGCGCGAGACACCCCGGGCUCGCCGAUGUCGCGCUCGGCGCGCGAGCAACUCGCGGGUGCGGCCACCCUGGCCGCCUCCGGGGCUCUACACGCCGCCGAGCAGGCCGUCGUCACGAUACACGAGAGCGCCCUGCAGCAGAAGAUGCUCGAGCUACAGCAGCAGCACCAGCUCCAACAGCAGAUCCUCAAACAACAGUACCACCAGCGGGAGCGACAACUCGCCGAGCUGCACGAACAACAGAUGUACCAGCUAAAGCUGUGGGAGCAGCAAAAACUCGAGGAGCAGAGGAGGGAAAAGGAGCGAAUAGAGGCGCUCAGGAAAAAGGACAAACACGACCACAGCGCAGUCGCCUCGACGGAAGUCAAACAGCGUCUUCAGAGCUUCUUGGUGAACAAAAAGCAAAGGGAGGCGGCAGCCGCGGCCAACGGAGCGGGACCCGGCUCGCCCGGAUACAGGACCUGGUUAUCGUCACAGUCGGAAUCGACGAGCUCAACGAGCGCUUCCCAUCCAUAUCGCAUGCCGCAGAUAUUGCAGGAGAAGUUCAGCGACGAUUUUCCACUGCGAAAGACAGCUUCGGAACCGAAUCUGCUGAAGGUGCGACUUAAGCAACGCCUUAUGGAUAAGACCGCCACGAGAAAUUCACCCCUGAUGGCCAGACGAAACAACCGACUGCUGUCGCACCUCAAGCGGAAGUCACUCUUAACAAACUCCAGCAACUCCGAGUCCGGGCCCAACUCGCCCCCUACGGUCAGCAACUCGCAGUCGUCGCCAACGGCGAGCGGCAGUUCCAACACGCCGAUCCAAGAGGAGGGCGAAGGCGCAGCCUACGCGAACCGGCUGAGCAGCGCGGCCAGCCAACAAGGCAGCCUCUCCGACCUGUCCCUCUUCAGCUCGCCCUCGAUGCCCAACAUAUCGCUCGGCAGGCCGCGCGUACCCUCCAGCUCGACGAGCGGCCCGAAACUAGCACCUGUGUCCGAGGCGGAGGUGCGCGCGGCGUUCACCGCUCGGCUCGGGAUGCCCCUCACGGGGCAGAUGUUGCCGGGCACCCUGCCAUUUUACCCCUCGCUGACGGUGAUCGACGGCGAGCCGGCUUACAACCUGCACAAGCACGUGCAGAGCAGCUUGGAGCAGGCAGCGGUGGCCGCCGCGGCCGCGGCCAACAACCAAUCGGCCAAACAACAGCAGCAACAACAACCGCCACCCACGAUAUACCACCCGACACCCAUCACCGAUACCCAAGUGGCUCACGCGAGACUGCACAAGACUGGCCAUCGGCCACUAGGUAGCAGGACCCAAUCGGCCCCUCUACCGCUCGGCAACCCGAUGCUGCAGGGUAUAAUAGUCCCGGCGCCGCCACCGACGACGGCCACCCACUACGAAGAGUACCUGGCGGAGAAGCAGCUGCACGAGCAACAACAGCAACAGCAAACGCAGCACAACUACCUUAAACAGCAGAUCAGGCAGACGGUGCUGACGCGAGUGGGCUCCCGCAGCCAGCAGCUCGACGAGGCGCCCGAGUCCGAGGAAUCGGAGGUCAUCGACCUCACCGGCAAGAAAGACACUUCGGCCACGAGCGGUAGGAGCAGCAGCAGCAGCAUCGAGGAGAGCGAGAUAUCGAAGCAGCAGCGCGACCGCGAGCAAUUCCUUCAGCAGCAGCGCGACCUCAUGAUGCGCCACACCCUGCAAGCCACCGACGCCACGGUCUACACGACGGGCAGGAGCGCCCAGUCGGCGAGGCCGCUCUCGAGGGCCCUCUCCAGUCCGCUCGUCCAUCUCGGUCCCCAGGGAACGGUAGUGGCCGGAGGAGCCAGCGAAAUGUACGCCCGGAGUCCGAGGGAGGCGCCGACGACGGGUCUGGCGUACGACGCGCUCAUGAUGAAGCACGCGUGCGCCUGUGGGGAGACGGUGCGCGGCCACCCGGAGCACGGGGGCAGGCUGCAGAGCAUCUGGGCGAGGCUCCAGGAAACGGGGCUGCUGGCGCGCUGCGACAAGGUGCGCUCGCGCAAGGCCAGCCUCGAGGAGAUACAGACGUGCCACACGGAGGCUCACACCUUCCUGUUCGGCACGAACCCGCUGUCCCGGCAGAAGCUCGACCUGUCCAAGGUGCCGAUCCAGAGCUUCGUGCGGCUGCCCUGCGGCGGGGUCGGGGUCGACAGCGACACCACGUGGAACGAGAUGCACACCGCGUCGGCAGCGCGCAUGGCCGUGGGCUGCGUGGUCGAGCUUGCCUUCAAGUGCGCCAUGGGAGACGUGCGCAACGGGUUUGCCGUCGUCAGGCCACCCGGGCACCACGCCGAGGCCAACCAGGCCAUGGGCUUUUGUUUCUUCAACUCCGUGGCCGUGGCUGCGAGGCUGCUCGUUCAGAAGCUCGACAUGCGCAGGAUACUCAUCGUCGAUUGGGACGUGCACCACGGCAACGGCACCCAGCAGAUGUUCUACGACGACCCGCGAGUGCUGUACCUAUCGAUCCACAGGCACGACGACGGCAACUUUUUCCCGGGCACUGGUGGGCCCACGGAGUGCGGGGUAGGCGAGGGCCUCGGCCGCAACGUGAACCUCGCUUGGUCCGGAGGUCUGAGUCCCCCGAUGGGCGACGCCGAGUACCUCGCGGCCUUCCGCACGGUCGUCAUGCCCAUCGCCAAGGACUUUGACCCCGACCUCGUCCUCGUGUCCGCUGGCUUCGACGCCGCCCACGGCCAUCCUGCCCCCCUCGGUGGCUACAAGGUCAGCCCCGCCUGCUUCGGACGCAUGACCCAGAUGCUCAUGACGCUUGCCUCCGGGAAAGUCGUGCUAGCACUCGAGGGUGGCUACGACCUCGCGGCCAUCUGUGACUCGGCCCAGGAGUGCGUCAGGGCCCUGCUCGGCGACGAGCCGACGCCCAUCAGGCACGAAGAGCUCACCAGAAGCCCCUGCCAAAACGCCAUCGACACCUUACAGAAGACCAUAGCCGUCCAGAUGUCACACUGGCCUUGUGUCAAACUUCUGGCGCACACGGUGGCCAUGAGUGCCAUUGAGGCGAGCCAGAAGGAACACGACGAGACCGAGACGGUCUCGGCCAUGGCGUCCCUUUCCAUGCAGCAGCAGAGCAAUCUCGCAAGCACACCAGAACAUUCCCGCGAAGUGUCGGAGGAGCCGAUGGAGCAAGACGAAGCCAAGUGAAGGGAACAAACGCUACAACUUGCUGCCGUCGGAUUAUGAAAAUUUCUUUUUUUUUUUCCACACCGUCAUCGUCGCUCUCGUCAGCGCUAUGUUCGACGAAGACGCGGACGGUAUACAUAUAUGUGUAUGUAUAUAUACUAUAUUAUCCUGUAGUUCCUCGUCGUGGGAUCCUGAACGGAAGAUUGCGAGGGGAUACAUGCGGAUAGGAGGGAUUUUUUUGAACUCGGGAAUUGAGCUCCUGUGCUGUCAGAAUAAUGUUAGGAAGCUAUUCCGCAGGGCACUAAUAACUUCUGUGCCCGGCCGCAGACUGAAUGUUGGUGCUGGGGGCCGUGGACAGAUGGACGCGAGAAAUCGAAAGGGUCUCUGAUUGUUACUGUUGAUGUUGUUUAACUUGUAUACAUACUUACUUACGCAUGACAUUAAAUGGAAGUUUGUAUAAAUUAUGUAAAAAUUGACGCGAACGCGCGACAGAUCACUGCACGAGUUUACUGUGAAGUUUUUUUUUUUUUUUUUUUUUCUUUUUUUUUUUUUUUUUCAUCUUUACUGUUUUUUAACUUCAUUUUGCCAUUCUUACGGCGGAAGCUGAAUGCAUUACUCGUGAGUUUUUUCUAAGUUUCUCCGCUGAUACCUAUGUGAGUACAAUCGCCAGCGUAGCGAAACUUGACGUUAGACUUACAUCACUUACGAAAAAUUGAAAUAGGAAAAAAAUAAUAAUAAUAAUUUACGCAAAAUUGUUCGUCCCCAUUCUUUGUUUGUUGUUAUAAUUCAAUGUCUAGUGACGAUUGAUAAAGUAACUUUUCAAUAAGACGGACAACGUGAAUUUAAUUUGGAACUGAAAUCUAGAAAUAUGACGGGUAUGGAAACGGGAACCGAUCACUCUGUUUCGUUUGCUAAGUAUAUGUAUACACUAUUGAAGCAAACUCAUUGUACAUACUUAUAAAUAUACAUAUAUAAAUGAAGAUACUCG